AUGGCCGAGAUGGAGAUUCUCGAUGCCGAUAUCACACGUAUACGUGCCAAAAUUGCAGCUCUCCACGCCCACCGCGCAAAUCUCUCGACAAUCCUUCUAUCGCAACCCCACCUCCCCUCCCGUCUUCAACCGCGUCCGGUCCUCCAUGAGGGCAAUCAUCGCGAUGCAGCCGCACGGGCAGAAGUUCAGCUGAAGCGCAAUACAGAGAAUGUCUACCGUGCUUGCGCCGGCAUAACUUCCUUCAAAGUCAAAGAUCCCGAUCCGUACGCUGUGGACAACGGCAAUGUGUUGGGGGUGCGCAUCGAGGUCUCCAUCGGCGGACGCUUUAUAGAAACAUACAGUGUAUUGUUCAAUCGACAGGAUACACAGUCGAAACAUGUGCUGAAAAUACACAAACACACAAUUCCGCCUUGCAUCCCACUUCAACAAUUGGCAAAUAAAUGGUUACCCAUGUCUACGAAAGAUGCCGGAGUUGCUCCGGAGCAGAAUCUCGUUCGGUUCGGCAAGUCUUUGCGCAAAGAGCUUGUCAGUUGGCAUUUGCGCCUGGCAGCGAUACGCACACUGCGGGCUGAAGCAGGUGUGGACGAGAAGCCGAAGCCGGCGACCGAGGAAGCCCAGAAGCCAGUGAUCGGGAUCGUUCUCAAUGCUUUCGUGAGCGACGAUGAAUCGGAAGAAGAGGAUGAAGACGCAGGCGAAGAUACCGUUCAAAGUCGACAUGGCGGAUCUAUCCGUAUUGCGAGUAUCGAAGCCGACGCUGCAGCCAGAGAGGUACUCAUUACAUGGACGAAUCAACGCAUCGGUGUGAUAAAGGUCGCCAAAGACGGUACUGUUGAGAAGGCCGUGGUGAGGGGCGCAGACGGUACAGCACAAUCAGCUAUGAGCAGGGCAGCUCUUGGACGCAUCGAGGGCCUUGUGCAGCGGCUGGCAGCAUGA
Messenger RNA from Periconia digitata, 933 nucleotides. The record is from the annotation of a GenBank genome assembly. Lineage: Eukaryota; Fungi; Ascomycota; Dothideomycetes; Pleosporales; Periconiaceae.